This is a messenger RNA of Striga hermonthica, 1902 nucleotides long. Lineage: Eukaryota; Viridiplantae; Streptophyta; Magnoliopsida; Lamiales; Orobanchaceae. The record is from the annotation of a GenBank genome assembly.
AUGGAGCUCCGGCCCGGCCUAUCGGCUCUCGUCACCGGCGGCGCAUCCGGCAUCGGCCGAGCACUGGUGCUGGCACUCGCGCAGAAAGGGAUUUUCAUCACAGUCGUCGAUUUUUCCGAGGAAAACGGGAAACAAGCUGCGGAGCUGGCGGUAAAAGAAGUUUCCAAGUUUCACGGCGAACUUGGAUUUCCGCCCGUGCUGUUCUUCAAGUGCGACGUCACCGACUCGAAUCAACUCACGGCAGCUUUUCAGAAGCACGUUCAGACCUAUGGAGGAUUGGAUAUUUGUAUCAACUGUGCGGGGAUCACGAAUCCGAUUCCAUUUCAUAAGGAUGAAACCGAUGGCUCCGAAUCUUGGAGGCGAACAGUUGAUAUCAAUUUACUGGCAGUCAUUGAGUGCACUCGCCUGGCGAUUCGAGCAAUGCAGAAGGCCAGAAAACCUGGAGUGGUCAUUAAUGUUGGUUCUGCUUCAGGGUUGUACCCAAUGUAUGGCGACCCUAUAUAUUCUGGAACCAAAGGGGGAGUAGUUUUGUUCACCAGAUCUCUAGCUCUUUACAAACGUCAAGGAAUCCGUAUUAAUGUUCUUUGCCCUGAGUUUAUCCAAACCGAGCUGGCCUCUAAAGUGGACCCUAGGUUUAUCAAUAUGAUAGGCGGCUUCAUACCUAUGGAAAUGGUUGUGAAAGGUGCCUUUGAGCUUAUUACCGAUGAAAGCCAAGCUGGGUCUUGCUUGUGGAUAUCUAACAGAAGGGGUUUGGAGUAUUGGCCAGGCCCUGCAGAAGAAGAAAAAUACCGCAUACGCCCUAAGAUCUUAAGGAGAAGAUCCCCAGAUGUGGUCCCCGUGAAUAUUCAGAUCCCUCAAAGUUUUGAUAAGAUAGUUGUUCACACACUAAGUCACAACUUCCGUAACGCCACAAGUGUAGUGCGAACAUCACUGAGAUUGCCGCUUAAACCAGAUUAUGUGCUUUUGAAAAUCAUAUAUGCUGGGGUGAAUGCUAGUGAUGUGAAUUUUAGCUCUGGAAGGUAUUUUAGUGGGGACAAGGACAUUGAAUCCAGGCUUCCUUUAGAUGCUGGUUUCGAGGGUGUUGGUAUAAUUGCUGCAAUAGGUGAUUCAGUUAAACAUUUAAAAGUUGGCACUCCUGCCGCAAUCAUGACAUACGGAAGUUAUGCUGAAUACACGAUGGUACCCUCAAAGCACAUCCUUCCCGUGGCAAGACCAGAUCCAGAAGUCGUUGCUAUGCUCACAUCUGGGCUAACAGCAUCAAUAGCUUUAGAAAAGGCAGCACAUAUGGACUCUGGGAAAACAGUUCUUGUCACUGCUGCUGCAGGGGGGACGGGGCAAUUUGCAGUUCAGCUGGCAAAAUUAGCUGGAAACAAGGUCAUUGCAACAUGUGGAGGAAAAGACAAGGCCAAGCUUUUGGAAGAUUUGGGAGUGGAUCGAGUCAUAGAUUACAAAUCUGAAAAUAUUAAAACUGUUCUGAAGAAUGAGUACCCCAAAGGUGUUGAUAUUGUAUACGAGUCCGUUGGAGGUGAUAUGUUUGAUCUAUGCUUAAAUGCAUUGGCAACAUAUGGACGUCUUGUUGUGAUUGGGAUGAUUUCUCAGUAUCAAGGAGAACAUGGGUGGACCCCUCGAAAUUAUACUGGAUUAUGCGAAAAGAUUCUGGCCAAGAGUCAGACCGUGGCUGGCUUUUUCCUACUCCAAUAUGUUCAGUUUUGGCAAGAACAUCUAGAUAAGUUGGUCGAUUUGUACUCCAAAGGGAAGCUAAAGGUAGCUUUAGAUCCCAAGCCUUUCGUGGGUAUUCAUUCUGUUGCUGAUGCUGUUGAAUAUCUCCACUCUGGCAAGAGUGUCGGCAAGGUCAUUGUCUGCAUUGAUCCCACAUUCAGUCACCAUCCCGCAAAGCUAUGA